AUGGAUCAAUUAAAUAAACAACUUCAAGAACAACUUCAACAACAGCAACAACAGCUUCAACAAGGAGGUCAACAACAACAACAACAAAACAAUGGUAAUUGGAUGUCAACAAGUUCAGAUGUAUUAAAUUAUUUUGAUAGUAAUAAUAAUAAUAAUACAAUGAUAACACCAUUGACAAAACAAGAUACUAUUAGUAACAUGUUGAAUGCUGGGUUGACUGGAGCAGGUACUACAUCUUUAUUACCAAAUGGAGGUGAUGCACCAAACAAUAGUUUGGAUUGGGCUAGUGGUCGUACAAACAGUUUCUCUUCAUUCUCUUUUCUACGUACUUCAAAUAUAAUGUCAAACGAUACUACUACUUCUAUCAUUAAUACUCAUAAUCAACCUUUACAACAACAAAUAUUUAAUCCAUAUAUUAAUAAUACAUCUACAAAUAAUAAUAAUAAUAAUAUUCAUAUGGGUGAUUUAUCAACACAUAAUCCUUUACAUCAUCUUACUUCUACCACCUCUACAACCUCUACAAAUAAUGGUUUAAAUACAUCAGUAACAAUGUCAUCAUCACAACAAAGUUCACCAAUGAAAGAAGAUGAUUAUGAAGAUCAACCAGCUACGCCACCUACACCACCUAUUCAUACACCACCAAUUCACCACUCUACACCACCAAUUAGCUAUGGAAAUAGUUUUCUUCAAGCUGGUGAUAUGAAUUUAAUGUCAUCUAGUGUAGUUGGUUUAAUGGGUCAACAAACAAUGUCAAAUAUUUUCCAAUUUGGUGGAAAUAAUAAUAAUAAUAAUAAUAAUAAUAAUAAUAAUAAUAACAACGGACAACAAAAUACUGGUAGAAGUGGAGAAUUUCAAAUCAAUGAAUAUGAAUCACUAACUAAAAUGCAAAGAACAAAUACUCAAACCUAUGAAGCACAAAUUAACAAAUUACCUGUUGAAACCAAUUUGGAUCUUCAAAUUAGUUUACUUAGGUCUCAUACUGAACGUAUAGAGGGUGAUGUUGAACGACUCAAACAUUCAAGCAAUUCAAAUCUUUCAUCUCAUUCUUUUCUUCAAAAUCAAGAAUAUACUGGCACAAAUACAGAAAAAAUCUCUCAAGAAUUUUAUAAUAGUCUUUUAAAUCGUUAUCAUGAAAGAAAUGAAAGGUUUUUAAAGGCAAAAGAAAAUCAAAUUAAAGUAAUUCAUAAUAAUGAUAUAAAUUUGGCAAGAGAAUUACAAGUAGUUUAUACAGAUAUGAAAAAACAUAUUGAAGAGGAAAAGAUGGAAUUAAAGAAUCUUUUAUCAAAAACCAUUCUUCAACCACCUGAUCUUCAUCAAAUUCGUGUUACCAUUGAAGGUUUAAAAUCUCAUCAUCGUAUUGUAGAUGUACUUUAUACUGAAUUACAAUAUAUUUUAAACAAAAAGAAACCUGAAAGUUGUUGUGCAAUUAUAUUAUUAUCACAACCACCAUCACAAGUACUUUUUAUUAAAAAGGUGAUACCAGAUGCAUACAAGGUUGAAUUGGUAACUGGUGUAUUAUCACCUGAACAUGUUAGUCCAGUAACUGCCAAACUUGACAAGGCAGAAUCAAAUUCAAAAAAGGAAAAGUCUGCUCUACCAAUUGAAAAUUAUGAAAUCCCAUUUGAAAAAAAUAAGGCUACUUUUACAAAUUUAAAGAUAAAUGCAUCAACAAGAAUGACACCAACACCAUUAAAAUUUUCAGCAACGAUUAGAGAUAAAUCAAAUAGACAAGGAAAACCAAUUGAAAGUGUACCAACCAAUCCAAUUCUAGUCAUUACCAAUGAAAGUCAAUGGGCAGAGGCAGCAGGUAAACUAUUGAUUGGUGAAGCCUUUGAAGACAAGGAUGAAAUUAGUUGGGAGUUGUUUGCAAACAUGUUGCUUGGUACUCUAUUUGUUGCCACUAGUCAAACACCAUACGAUCCAAAAAGAAAAUUACAUACUUGGGAAUUUGAUUAUAUUCAACAAACUCAUUUCGCAAUGAAACCUCGUGUCACUAGACAAGAAGUAAAGGAAUUUUGGGUUAAAUUUGGUCCAAUAUUACAAACUAUUCAUUUUAAAAGACAUAUUUCUUCACUUUGGUUUGAAGGAUUAAUAUAUGGAUUAAUUAGUAAAAAUGAAUGUAAUAGUAUAUUGUACAAUUCACCAGAAGGAUCAUUUUUAAUUAGAUAUAGUGAUAGUUUACCAGGUUCAUUUGCAGUGGCCUAUGUCACCAAUGAUGAACAGGAACGUGUCAAACAUUUCCUAGUCAAACCAGAGGAAAUUGGUGCCAACAAAACACUGCCAGACUAUUUACGUGAACGCUAUCAAUUCCAAGUCCUCUACACUCUAGACCCACCACUCAAAACGUUAAAACCUGUUCCCAAGGACACUGCAUUUGCUUCCUACUAUAGUAAAAGAAUUCAAGAACGUGAAAAGGCUAAAACAAAUCCAGGUUAUGUUUCUGGUUUAUAA
Molecule: messenger RNA, 2451 nt
Organism: Cavenderia fasciculata
Lineage: Eukaryota; Evosea; Eumycetozoa; Acytosteliales; Cavenderiaceae
Gene: dstD
Product: signal transducer and activator of transcription family protein
Exons: 5
Coding region: 1-2451 (816 amino acids)
Biological process (GO): regulation of transcription by RNA polymerase II; regulation of cell population proliferation; defense response
Molecular function (GO): DNA-binding transcription factor activity, RNA polymerase II-specific; RNA polymerase II cis-regulatory region sequence-specific DNA binding
Source: RefSeq, a predicted model, not a curated record